Molecule: messenger RNA, 855 nt
Organism: Neltuma alba
Lineage: Eukaryota; Viridiplantae; Streptophyta; Magnoliopsida; Fabales; Fabaceae
Exons: 1
Coding region: 1-855 (284 amino acids)
Source: RefSeq, a predicted model, not a curated record
AUGAGGAGAGUAGAUAAUACUUCCAAUUGGGCAUAUACCUUUCAUUCCAUUGAUGGUAGAAAGAAAAGCAGUGCCAUUGGCUUGGGAUCCCAUGAUUGUGACAGGGUUUCCUCAAUGGUAGCACAGAUGUUAGUUGCCUCUAACUUAUGUUCAGAAUUUAAAGAUGGAGCCUUUGACAACUCUAUGGUGACAGAAUUUGUGUUGUAUGAUCUUGCAAACUCAAGACCAAGCGCUUCACUUCAAAAGGAUUCUCCCUGUGACCAAGAUUCUAAAACCUUGAAACCUUCCCAUGUGGGAAGAGAAACAUUCGAGCUUGAUGAGAAAACUCCUGCAAUUAAGAACAAACUUCAAGACAAGCUUUUAUUUGGCAGUGUCGAUUUCAAUGAUUCAAAGUCUUAUCCUUUGUUGUGCUCAGAAUUGCGUCAAAAUCUUGAAAUUGCAGCCAUCGUUUUGCAAAUUCCAUUUCACAAGAGAGAGAGUUUCAGACACACGAGAAAGAGUAGAGGUGCUAGAGAGCAUCGCAACCGAAGUGAUCAUUCUGAGAUAGAACAGAGAAGAAAAGGCCUUCAUGAAAGCAGAGGCCCGGAACAGGUGAAGGUGGUCAUUCCAAAGGGCAACCAUGGUCUACCGAUUGAUGAAAACCAGGGUCCCUCACGUUUGCUUGAUCGGUGGAGACAUGGUGGAGGUUGUGACUGCGGUGGGUGGGACAUGGCCUGUCCGCUUGUCCUUUUAGGCAACCCUGGUGUUCAAUUUUCUGAAGACCGCUCUCUCAUGGAGAAUUAUCAAACACUCGAACUCUUUGUUCAGGUAAUGCUGGGUUUCCAUAUCACUUGUUUCUUGAAUGGGGUUUCAUAG